This is a messenger RNA of Gaeumannomyces tritici R3-111a-1, 1650 nucleotides long. RefSeq lists its product as hypothetical. Bases 141 to 1469 code for a protein of 442 amino acids. The transcript is spliced from 4 exons. The record is from RefSeq and is a predicted model, not a curated record. Gene Ontology annotation, molecular function: protein binding. Lineage: Eukaryota; Fungi; Ascomycota; Sordariomycetes; Magnaporthales; Magnaporthaceae.
UGAAGCCAAGACAUGGUGAGGACAGAUUUGCGUCUGGCACAGUUCCGGAUUUGUGUCAUGGUUUUGUGGUGAUAGGAGCCCCUUCGAAGGUAGACAAAGCUAGAGAAGAGGAAAUAAAUGGCAAUUCACCAGGGUACACGAUGGUUCCGCGCCUUCUUGCCACUGCGACGCCCCUGGCUGUUCUGUCCUGGCUUGCCACCUCCAGGGUCCAAGCCGCCGCAACCGCAGCAACCUCAGCACCGAAAUGCUCAUGGGUGGCACAUGAACUAUCGACGACGAGGGACACAUGCCGGCUUCCAAUCGACAGCCGGGCCACUGCGCCCGAGCACUGGAUGCCAUGGUCAUAUCCCCCUCAUUGCUUCGAGCCCGCGCGCAAAGAGGGCGAUACCACAGCCUAUUGCCUCUUCACAGACACAGCAUUUCGGGGUAGCGGCAUCAGCGUCGUGACGACGCCGGAGCUUGCUGCCAGCCUUACGGGAGGCAUCCUGGACGACGGCGCCGUCCCCGCGUCACAGCGCGACCACCCGUCUAGUCCCAUGUCCCCGGGGAGACACGGUGGAGACGAGCUCGCUUAUGAGAUCCGAGAUCUGCCGGGCAGAGGUAAGGGGGUGGUGGCCACGAGAAGGAUAGGCGCCUGGGAGGUCAUCAUGGUCCAGUUCCCGGCCAUGGUGAUGCAGAUGGACCUCUGGGAGGCCGUGACGUCGCCGAAGCAGUCUCGCCGGCUGCUGAACAAGGCGGUCAGGCAGCUCCCGCCAGAUACGCAGGAGCGUAUCAAAGGCCUCGCCCGCAGCGGCCGGGUUCAGGAUCCGCUGGAGGACGUUUUGAGGACCAACGUGUUUGGGCUGGACCUGAACGGUGUGCUGCACAUGGGACUUUUUGUGGGUGCCUCGAGAAUCAACCACAACUGCAGACCCAAUAUCUUCUGGCGCCACAACGCCAAGACCAUGGCGAUGGAGGUGGUGGCUGUCAGGGACAUCGACGUUGGGGAAGAAAUUACGUACAGCUAUGUGACCCUGGGCAAGCCGCAAAAGAUGCGCCAGGAAGAGCUUUCGGAAUGGGGCUUCGAAUGCGCCUGCGCGCUCUGCAGGGCAGCUCCGGACGAGAGACAAAGGUCCGACGACCGGCGCGCCAGGCUGGCCGAGAUCGGCGAAAGCCUGACCCAGGCCGAGGCGCUUGUGACCGGCGCCGGCGACGACAGCAGCCGGCUGUCGCAGCUGGUGGCCGAGGUGACGGCGCUCAUCGAUGCCGAGCAGCUGUGGCCGCAGCUGGUCGUGUACCACCCGCUGGUCGCGCGCGCGUUCCUCCGGGCCGGUGACGUGACACAGGCCAGACGCCACACGGCGCUGGCCGAGGAGGCGUGGCUCAGGUUCCAGGGCGCGGACCACGACUACGUCGAGGGCCUGCGGGAGCUGUGGCGGGAGGUGCGGGAGGCUGCGUGCGCCAGGGGGGAGGAGGCGGUUGGCUGCUGACGGCCCAGGGCUAGGGCCAGGGAAUCUGCCAAUGCUUCAAACUACAUGAAGCACGGCCGCUAACGACAUGGAAUGGAAUUCGGUGCCGCUGGGCCGGCCUUCAAUGCGAUGCUGUGCUGACCGUGGUGCCACCCUAGACCUAUCAGCCGUCAGAUCCAGGAACCGUGGUGGAGCUGUCGUC